AUGCCUCCCAUUGGUGACGGCUACAAUCCGACUCGGCCUCCCCUAGACGACUUCAAGCCGCUGUGCGAGACCCUCCCCGCCUCGCAUAUGUGCCAGCUCAUGGACGAGGCGCUGCGCAAGGACCCGUCUGCUACCUUUGAGGUCACGCCGCUGCCGGGGCUUGAACCAGACUCCUUCACAUAUACCUUUGCCGAGGUCCAUCAGUGGAACCCCUUGGCGGACUUCCGGGAGAUGCCGGGCGGGCUCCUAGGCUUGGGCUUCCCCAGCGACGCUGGUGCGCUGCCAACUGGCAUCUGGACGAUGACGAUUCUCGACGUGGCAAGCACGAGGAGCGGCUCUACGCCAAGCGACCCAGUCGACUGGCGUCAAAGGACAUUCACCCUCUCUGCGCUCAAGAAUGGCGCGUCGGGCAAGCCCACUGCCCUCGAGUCCUCGAGUGCAGACCCUGUCUGGGACGUGGGUCGGUAUCCCGACCAGAUCAUGCCGGAAACCAACACUGUCCUCUACGGAGUCACCGUCCGCUUCAACAAGCGGCCCUCGGUUGAGUGCCCAGCAGCUGCGCACAACCGCACCCGUGUCCGCAUGACCCUGGUCACCGACCCAAUGGGCAACGAUGAGGCGGGCAUCGGCCAGUCGCGCGCACCUGUCACCACUAAGCCCCCGAAUGAGCGCCGGAAGCUCUCCAUCUAUCCGUCCGGCGUGCCCUACGACUCGAAUGACGAGCGCAAAGAGGUCCUCUACCCCAACAACUUCUAUUGGGGCUGGUCGACGCUCGUCUCGACUGGCAAUCGUUUCGACCGCUGGUGCUCCGGCACCAUGAUCUCGCCAACCGUCCUGCUGACUGCCGCCCACUGCAUCGCCUCCGGCGGCUCGGCCGACUCCGCCGGCGGCACCAAUUGGCUAGCCCAGCCACAGGAGAACGGCUGCGCCCCGCUUCGGCACACAUGCAUAACUUAA
Emiliania huxleyi CCMP1516 is the source of this 957-nucleotide messenger RNA. RefSeq lists its product as hypothetical. The record is from RefSeq and is a predicted model, not a curated record. Bases 1 to 957 code for a protein of 318 amino acids. Gene Ontology annotation, biological process: proteolysis. Gene Ontology annotation, molecular function: serine-type endopeptidase activity. Lineage: Eukaryota; Haptophyta; Isochrysidales; Noelaerhabdaceae. The transcript is spliced from 2 exons.